AUGAAAAUUCCAGUCAAAGUGAGUCAUAGGGAGGACAAAUGGGUAUGGGUAAAAUCCCAUAAUGGCAAACUUUCAGUGAAGUCGGCAUAUAAGGAACUUCUUGAUCAUUCUGAGCCCAAUGAGUUUGACCGGGUGAAGUCAAAAAUUUGGAAAUCAAAAAUUCAUGAUAGACUUAAGAUGGUUUUAUGGAGAGUGGCUUCAGAUAUUCUUCCAACCAAGGAAAAAUUGGCAAGAUUCUUUCCAGCCAUGGAUCCUAAGUGUCCCCUAUGUGAUGCCUCACCCGAAUCCUCCUUACAUCUAUUUGUCUACUGUCAUGCUGCAAGAUUUUUGUGGGCUGGUAAUGAGUGGGGCUGCAGACCAGAUGCAAUGCAGUUUGACUACCCAGGUCAGUUUAUAAACUUUCUCUUAUCCCCCCAAGUCUCUUCCCUUCGCUCUUUUGACAAGGAGGGUUUCCUUUUAUUCGGGGCUUUGGUGUUGGAGAAUUUGUGGUUUGCUAGAAAUCAAGCUAUUCACAAAGGAAGUAAAUUCUCCCCAAAUAAAGAAAUCCAAGUAGUCUUAAAAAAAUUUUUUGAACACCGUGUUGCACUCACUGAUGUUCCCUUAGUGUUGCCUAGACCUUUUUAUUCUUGGAUCAGGCCUGAGCAAGGAGUUGUUAAAAUAAAUUGUGAUGCGGCGGUGGGGCUAGAUCACUCAUUUAUUGCCAUUGUGGCGAGAGAUUGGAGAGGGGAUUUUAUUUUUUCCAUGUCCAAACGGGUGAAAACCAACAUCCCCAUCCAAGCUGAAGCUAAAGCCAUUAAUUUGGCGACUUGUGUUGCUGUUAACCACGGGUUUGAGUUUGUAGUGGUUGAGAGCGACGCCAAAGCCUGCAUUGAUGCUCUCAAAGUCCCCUUUGAUGAAGUGCCUUGGAGAAUUUCAUCCAUUACAGCUGAUACUCUUUUGCUGGCAUUCCAUGGUAAGAAGUUUGUUUUCAGGUGGACUCCAAGAGAAUCAAACAAAGCAGCCCAUGUUUUAGCUUCUUGGUGCCUUGGGAAAAAUUUAUCUGGAUGUUUUGGUCAGGGUUAUGCUCCUAGCCCUUUUUUGGAUGUAAUUAAUUCUGAACUCUUAGCUGCUGAAGCUACUGGUUAG
Quercus robur (English oak) is the source of this 1125-nucleotide messenger RNA. RefSeq lists its product as uncharacterized. The transcript has a single exon. The coding region runs from base 1 to 1125 and encodes 374 amino acids. The record is from RefSeq and is a predicted model, not a curated record. NCBI's taxonomy places the organism in Eukaryota, Viridiplantae, Streptophyta, Magnoliopsida, Fagales, Fagaceae. Gene Ontology annotation, molecular function: RNA-DNA hybrid ribonuclease activity; nucleic acid binding.